Symbiodinium sp. CCMP2456 is the source of this 855-nucleotide messenger RNA. Lineage: Eukaryota; Dinophyceae; Suessiales; Symbiodiniaceae. The record is from the annotation of a GenBank genome assembly.
AUGGGUGUUUGUACGGAGGACAUAGCAGUUUGCGAACAAGUCCUCAAAGCUGCGCUGGCAGAUGAGGCUUUGUUCAUGAAUGAUGGCUUUCGAGCGACGCGGGUACUCAUGUCACAGCUCGUUGAUAAGCUAAGACAGGGCGGGAAGCCUGAGAGGAAGCCGAAAUCAGGAAGGACGUCCUUGCCCAGCGGCAUCUCGGAGGAUGACAAGGAACGAAAAUCUUACAGCGUGUGCGAGGUCAAGCCCGCACAGUUCAGCCGCCUGGUCUACACCAACCCGGUAUGCCUACUGAGCUCCUGCCAAGGCAGCGAACGAAACCUCAUGACAGUUAGCUGGCUCACAGCCGUGGACAACAACGGUCAUUUGGUUCUUUCCCUAAACAAGCGCCGCCACUCUGCUGGCAGCAUUAUGUCCUCUCGUGCUUUCGUGUUGAACGUGCCUACUGCCCAACUUGCUCAGACAGUGCUGGAAAUUGGUGGCUGCAGUGGGGGAACUACCGACAAGAUCGAACGCUUCAGCGCGCCUCUGGGUGGCUUUUGCUUACCGGGGUGGAAACCACUGGGAGCCUGGCCUCCAUCUGAUGAAGAUUCGGAGGCUGGGAAGCUGGUGUUUGCCAUUAGUGGAUGCGUAGCGCACUUGGUCGUCCAUGUCCUCGUGGAUCUUGAUGAGAUAAGUUCCCAUCACCUACUGGUUUGCAAGGUGGUCCGGGCUUUUGUUCGCAGUACAUACUGGGAUGGCAAGAUAUUUUCCCCACGGUUGGAUAUUGACACGCUGACGCCACCUUACAUGUCCUUCUUCGGAAGCCAGACUUUGGGAUAUGUGGUUCCAGGCUGUUGUGGACAAGGCGGCGAGUAG